Messenger RNA from Chanos chanos (milkfish), 5316 nucleotides. It is a transcript of the gene map2, whose product is annotated as microtubule-associated protein 2. The transcript has 17 exons. The record is from RefSeq and is a predicted model, not a curated record. Gene Ontology annotation, molecular function: microtubule binding. Bases 1 to 5316 code for a protein of 1771 amino acids. NCBI's taxonomy places the organism in Eukaryota, Metazoa, Chordata, Actinopteri, Gonorynchiformes, Chanidae. Gene Ontology annotation, biological process: neuron projection development; microtubule cytoskeleton organization. Gene Ontology annotation, cellular component: neuron projection.
AUGGCAGACGGUCGGCAGCCCGAGGAGAGCGCCCCCCAGUGGGCAUCGGCAGGGGCCCAGGAUUCAACAGGCAGCGUGGGCCACGGAGAAAACGGGUUCUCUUCCUCCUACAGGGCGUGCCAGCCCGGGGGUGCCCACGCUGGCAGCGCCACCUCGUACGCCUCUGCCAAAGAAAACGGCUUCAAUGGUGACCUUCCCUCUGGGCGUGCCGUGACAGCGGAGCAAGUGUCAGCGAGGAUCGUACAGGAAGUGACAGCUGAGGCUGUAGCAGUGCUUAAGGGCGAGCAGGAGCUCCACCCAGACACAGCUGUCAGACUGCCCUCAGUCGAAGACUCCACCAACCUGCCUCCGUCUCCUCCACCCUCUCCUGCGGCAGAACACAUCGGGCCUUUAGAGCAAGAUGUAGGGGAUGAGGAGGAGGCAGGCCCUCUCCAACGCUUCCAAAAUUCUCGAGAGAGGUGCAAGUUCCUCGCCCCCUCCAUCUCUGUGUCUGUGCCCGAGGAUGACCCCUACCACUCUGACGAAGAGUACUAUGAUCACCCCUUGUUCAGCCCUGAGUGGACGCGCUCUGGCUCUCGCCCCUCAGGGCAAGCCGCCGCGUUUAGACAGAUUGAAGAAGAAGAGACCAUAGAGGCUCUCUCAGCUGCCGAGGAGGAAGAGGAGGAGACUGCAGAAGCAGCAGCAACAGCAGCAGCUCUUGAGGAGCAAGAGGAGGAGCAUUGGAGUGGGGAGGAGCCUGAGCAGGGACCCCCAUCCGAGCUCCUAGAGCAGGCAGAAGUCCUAGGCGAGGCCCAGGCUCUGCCUUGUCUGCAGGCCCAGGUCCAGACUCAGGCUCUGCCAGCUAGUGUGUCCUCUGAAGCUCCUAAUGGAAAAGCUGAGGAGGCUGGGAGAGAAGAGAGUCCCGAGGAAGCUGUGAAGAUGGACGCGGAAAAACCGGGCACCGAGAGGACUAUCCCCGUGGGAAUGGAUUUCGCCGAGCCAGAGACGCACCUAGAUGAUCUCCCAUCUUACCAGAGCCUUUUCGAAAACAUGCCAGAUACUCCGCGACCUGGAGCACACCCCACCGGAACGUUCGCCAUCCCACCAAAUGGGCAAAGUCACGCUAAAGAGUCUUCUGAGACUCCUGCUGUUGAGAAACAACAUUCAGCAGACAAACCUGACUCCAGUAAGGCUCAAAAACAUGAAGAGAAAACAGAGGAAACAAAAACCCCUGAAAUCAAACUAAAGGAAGAGCCUGCAAGUGUUAGAAUUGGUGAGGUUCCUGAAAAGGAGCCUGCCACAGCAGUACAAAAGCAGGAGGCACAAGUGAAAGACAAGUCUGGAAUGUCGGCUUACUUUGAGACCACUGCUAUGAAAGCUGAUGAGGCCAGGGGAUUGGGUGAAGGUUACUAUGAGCUGAGCACAGCUUCAGAGGAGAAGAUAGGGCCCUCUGCAACACCUACACCUCCUGAAGUCAGUUACAGUACCUUGGCUCAAACACAGCCUGCGGAGCACAAGCCGGAUAGUAAGAGGAGUGCCACAGAAGAACAAAAUACCCUUCCAGCAGUUGACAGAAGAGAUGACUGCAGGCUCUCGCCUGGAAAACUGGCCCUAGAUCAAAGAAGCUACUCUCUGAACAUCACUAUCGGGGGAAUGGAUCAGAGUGGAGGUCAAGGUCGGCCCAGGAACCUCUCCCCAUUAGCCACAGACAUCAUGUCCUACACCAGCGGUAGCCUGGACGAGUCCGCUGACUACCUUCCUGUUACCACUCCAUCCGUUGAGAAACUGCCCCCAUUUCCCCCACUUAUCCUGGAGACAUCGGCCUCUGUCACCACUUCAUCUUCCCCACCCCCCCAAGCUACUGUCACCGAUGUGAAGACAAGUCCUCAGGCAGAGUCCCCAGAGUCACCCUGUCCCGCUAAGUACUAUUACAAAAAUGGCACGGUAAUGGCUCCAGACCUACCUGAAAUGCUUGAUUUGGCAGGUACCAGGUCAAGGUUGAUGUCUGAGAACACUGACCCUGAGAUUAUGAGGAGAAAGUCAGUCCCAGCUGACAUGCCUACCCUUGUAAGUGACUCUUUAGCCCAUUUAGUCUCAGGGGAUGCAAGUCACAAGACAAGAAAGAGCGACAGCCAACUGGAGGAACUGGGAUAUUGCGUUUUCAGUGAGUACUCUGGUCCCAUGCCAUCUCCUGCUGAUGUGCACAGUCCAAUGGAUUCACCUCCUCAAAUCUUCACCAAUAUCAUACCAGAGGAGAAAGACACCGUCGCUCCUGCAGUUCGAAUGGACAGUACCGAAGAUAAAGAUGUGAAAGCAAAAGAGGACAAAACACGAGCAGAUUCUGUUUCCAAAGAAAAAGAAAAGGACAAGAAGGAGGACUCACUUGAAAAAGCCAGUGCUCCUGUCGGGAAGCCCGAAGCUGAAGAUAAAAAGGAUGAAAAAGAUGGUAAACCUGAGGCUGCAACAGGUGUCCCUGUGGAUGUAAAGAGCCAGACAAUUAUGGAGGAGGAAAAAGUGCAGCCACAAGAGAAGGCUGAAACGUUUGUGACGCCUAAGGUAACAGUCACUGUAGAAGAGGCAAAACCUGACCAAGCCGCUGUUGCUAAACUGGCCGCCGAAACAGAGGCCGAAAUAGCUGACUAUGAAAGGCAAAUCCGCAAACUGGAGAUGGAGGACAGACCUCUGAGUGUGGAAGAGGAAAGAGAACUUCAGGAACUGCGGGAGAAGGUCAAGAACAAGCCAGAUUUGGUUCACCAAGAGGCCUACGAAGAAGUGGAUGCAGAAGAUGUGUAUCAGCUCACUGGAGUUGCUAAGGACAGGAUUGCCAGACCCAUAAAACCAUCCCCAGCAUCCUCUGUUGAGAGUGCUACCGAAGAGGACAAGGUGCAUGUUUCUGAGCCAGACAAGUCCAAACGGCCUGAUGAGACAGUGGCUCUGAAGGCAGAGGGAGCAAAGAUUUCUCCAUCGGCCUCAGUUGAGAAAACUCCUAAGGAGGAGAAACCCUCUGAGCCUCAGAAGGAUUUGGGGAUUGCAGAACCUGUCAAAGAAAAGGUGGCUGAAGAUAAAACUUUGCCUAUCCCUGCCAAGGAAGCAGAGAUGCCUCCUGUUACCAAGGAUGUGGAGACAGCAGAGGAAGAGAUAGAGCUAGCUGAAGAACCAGAUGAGUUCAUGUUGGACGGAAAACCAACACAACCCUUAGAUCAAGCAGAAGAGAAACCUAAGGUUGUUGAUACUGAAGUGGUUAAAAAAGUAGAGAGAGAGGAGGAAAAGGAUCGUGAGGUGCUGGAAGGAGCAGGAGCAGCAGCAACAGCAGGAGCAGGAGCAGGAGCAGCAGUUCAAGAGAUCUCAGAACCUCGAGCCACCAUUGAGUCUGUGGUAACUGUGGAGGAUGACUUCAUCACGGUAGUCCAGACUAUUGAGGAAGGGGAGGAGUCUGGUCAUAGCGUGCGCUUCUCUGCUCCUCCUGAGGACAAGCCUCCUCAGCUACAGCAAGAGGAAGAGGAAGAAGACGAGGAAUCAGUUGAGAUAGCACAAGAAGUAGAAAUGGAGGCUCCAAGUCUGGAGGAAAUCCCAGACGUUCCAGAUGCUGCCCAAACUCCUGCAGUCCUAGCUAAACCUUUGGUGCCAGAAAGUGAGGGUCCAACUGAAAGUUAUGAUGACUACAAAGACGAAACCACAAUCGACGACUCCAUCUUGGACAGCUCCUGGGUUGACACUCAAGAUGAUGAUAAGAGCAUGGUCACAGAGAAAAUCGAGCCACUUCCCAAAGAACAGAGUCCAGCGAAGAAGCCAUCUACAGAGAAGCCAGCCAAACAGAAGGCUAAAGGGGGUCGUGUGAAGGGACGCAUCUCCACCCCCGAACGUAAACCUGCCCGGAAGGAACCGGUGCCCAUCGCGAAGGAGGAGAUAAAGAAGAAAAAAGCUGUGAUUAAGAAGGCUGAGUACACAAAAAAAUCAGACAUUCAGACGCGCUCUCCUUCCCGGAAGAGUGUUUUAAAGUCCACUGUAAGACAGCCUAGACCCACCCAACAUCUCAUCUGUGCUAAGCGGAAACCCACAGUUUCUGCAGAUGGACGGCAGCCCAUUAGUGUGGCCAGACAGUCCAGAGACAGGGCAUCUACCCCCAGCAAUGCAUCACUAACAAAGAUACCUACCUCUAAAACACGGGCGGCGACGCUGCUGCCGCCACGCCCCAACUCCGCCUGUUCCCUCACUAAAACAAGCCCAUUGGUGGAGGCAGAGUCCUAUGGACCCCGCCCCUCCUCCGCUGGGCCACAGGAUUCACCUUUCCUUAACAAACACAUAGGAAAGGAUGGUGGCUCCAGGAGCCCAGAGAAGAGGUCAUCUCUGCCCAGGCCAGCCUCCAUUCUGAGCCGACGUGCCCACCCAACAGAGCCAGAGGAGAGCUCCACCUCCAUCACCAGCUCUGGGUCCACAGCACCUCGUCGGCCCACAUCGUUCCGUACUGAGGUCAGGGCAGAGGCCAGGACGGGCAGAGCAGCCAGUGUGACAGGCAUGGAGUCAACCCGCUCCCGCUCCGCCCGCAGUGGCACCUCCACGCCCCGCACCCCUGGCUCCACGGCCAUCACCCCUGGUACUCCGCCCAGCUACUCCUGCCGCACCCCGGGUACGCCCCGUACGCCGGGUACCCCCAAAUCGCUGAGCCUGCUGUCCCAGGAGAAGAAAGUGGCCAUCAUUCGCACCCCCCCCAAAUCACCGGCCACCACACCCAAACAACUGCGGGUCAUCAACCAGCCCCUCCCAGACCUGAAGAAUGUCAAGUCCAAGAUCGGCUCCACUGACAACAUCAAGUACCAGCCCAAGGGGGGACAGAUUCAGAUUUUAAACAAGAAGCUGGACUUCAGUCACAUACAGCCAAAAUGCGGAUCCAAGGAUAAUCUGAAGCAUUCUCCUCGUGGAGGCAAUGUGCAAAUCCAAACCAAGAAGAUCGACCUUAGUCACGUCACCUCCAAGUGUGGUUCUUUGGACAACAUUCAUCACAAGCCAGGUGGCGGUAACGUGCGCAUUGAGAGUGUGAAGCUGGUCUUCAGAGAGAAAGCCCAGGCCAAGGUGGGCUCUCUGGAGAAUGCCCAUCAUAUACCUGGAGGAGGACAUGUGCAGAUUGAGAGUCACAAGCUGUCGUUCCGCGACACGGCCAAGGCGCGCGUGGAUCACGGGGCGGAGAUCGUGGUGCAGUCUCCCGGCAUUUCGGGUGGCGCCUCCCCUCACAGGCACAGCCACAUGUCCUCCUCCGGAAGCAUCAACCUGAUGGAGUCCCCGCAGCUGGCCACGCUCGCCGAGGACGUCACGGCCGCUUUAGCCAAGCAAGGCCUGUGA